This is a messenger RNA of Capsella rubella, 1190 nucleotides long. RefSeq lists its product as uncharacterized. The transcript has a single exon. Lineage: Eukaryota; Viridiplantae; Streptophyta; Magnoliopsida; Brassicales; Brassicaceae. The record is from RefSeq and is a predicted model, not a curated record. Bases 96 to 1022 code for a protein of 308 amino acids.
CGCCAAAAUAAUAAUAAUUAAACUCUAUAAUUCGAAUUCUAUAAAGCUAAUUACAAACGCUAUUAUUCCUUUUUUAAAGAACCAAACUUUAGAUCAUGAAGGAGGAUCGUCGUCUUCCUCACAAACGCGAUGGUCUCCAGUUCUUGACAUCCAAGACUGCGUUCGUUAUCUUCAUAGUGCUAUCCUACGCUCUUGGUUACUUCUCCGCCUACUACAAUCGUCAACCGCCGCAGCAGCCACCGUCUACGGCGGAAGUGAGAACCGUGAAGUCGACAAAUUCUCAAGGUUGUUCCAUCGACAACUUCCGAGUAACUACUCGAUGCGGCGACCUCGUCCCGCCUGAACUGAUUCGCCGUACGGUGAUAGACCGGAUCUUUAACGGUACUUCACCGUACUCUGAUUUCCCGCCACCACACGCGGCGAAGUACCUCAGGCCAAAAAGAAUCAAAGGCUGGGGAUCGUACGGAGCCGUGUUCGAGAACCUGAUCCGCCAAGUCAAACCUAGGACGAUCGUCGAAAUCGGGAGCUUCCUCGGAGCGUCGGCGAUACACAUGGCGAAUCUCACACGCCGCCUUGGGAUGGAGGAGACUCAGAUACUCUGCGUCGACGACUUCCGUGGCUGGCCCGGGUUUCGAGACCGGUUCAAAGACGUGGCUUUGGUAAACGGUGACGUUUUGCUUAUGUACCAGUUUAUGCAAAACGUGGUUAGCUCGGAAUAUUCCGGUUCGAUAUUGCCGGUUCCUUUCUCGACCGGUUCAGCGUUGGAGAAGAUGUGUGAGUGGGGAGUGACGGCGGAUCUCGUGGAGAUAGACGCAGGUCACGAUUUCAACUCGGCUUGGGCAGAUAUAAACCGGGCUGUUCGGAUACUCCGACCCGGCGGAGUUAUAUUUGGUCACGAUUAUUUCACGGCGGCGGAUAACAGAGGAGUUAGGAGAGCUGUGAAUUUGUUCGCAGAGAUUAACCGGUUAAAGGUGAAAACCGAUGGUCAACAUUGGGUUAUUGAUUCCGUCAAACUAACCUGAUUCCUUCCUCUUUACAACACUUCAAUGUAUAAUAAGAAAAAUAUGUAAUAUAGUAAAUUCAUCUUCUUCUUGUUUUGACAAAGACAAAGUAAUGGAAUUGAGAUUUUGAUUGUUUAAUAAGGUAAUGUAUGCAUGUGACUGAUCAGUUAAAAAAACCAAUCUUUUUUA